Molecule: messenger RNA, 777 nt
Organism: Melampsora larici-populina 98AG31
Lineage: Eukaryota; Fungi; Basidiomycota; Pucciniomycetes; Pucciniales; Melampsoraceae
Exons: 6
Coding region: 1-777 (258 amino acids)
Source: RefSeq, a predicted model, not a curated record
AUGCCAGGGCAAGCUGCCCGAAUUGAUAACUUUGAACUUGUAAGCCCAUCCUGGUCGAAUGGGAAAGCCAAGAUUUGCUCAGCAAUGCGAUUCGGUCCCGAACUGCUUCAUUAUUGUUUAAGGACCAGGCCAGCGCGCGUCGCAUCAAGACCAGUUGAAGCGGAAAAUCCACUCUCCCGUCGACCAAAGUCUUCUUUCAAAAUUACGAUUCAAGACUCGACACCAUUUCGCAAUGGUGAUGUCGUGACACUGGACGGGACUGCCGCCGCCCUUAAUGACGGCACCGCCACCACAGUUGUUAUGGAACGUCCAUUGAGCUACAGCUCUCCGGAGUGCGCUUCAAUGUCUGAACUUGUAGUAAAUCAAAUACGCGUCUCUGCCUGUGGGCUGGUAAUUGACUGCUUUGCUGAGGAAGGAAACUGGGAUAGUAUUAUUGUCGAACAUCGCGUAUGGGUUUCAAUGGUUAUCUACGUCGAUAUAGGGAAUACGGUGCUCUCUUCAACCGUAGGCAUACGCCCGGGUGAAGUUUUUAAUCUAGCGGGAACAAUUCUGGAAUUUUGCGAGGUAGGCAAUAUGUGGGCAGUACACCUUAACGGGCUCUCAUUGGAUACCGAUAAUCUCUCCGGCACCAAAGUGAUGAGUAUCAUUGGACGUCAUCAUGAGCACGCGGCCAAAGCUGCGGAGGUUAUGCUCGGCAAACGAGUCGUCGUCUCCGCAUGUAGUGCUGCCCCAAAUGUGAGGACUGUACGCUACCCUACACAGGGUAUCCAAUUUUAA